This is a messenger RNA of Brassica rapa (field mustard), 4248 nucleotides long. RefSeq lists its product as uncharacterized. NCBI's taxonomy places the organism in Eukaryota, Viridiplantae, Streptophyta, Magnoliopsida, Brassicales, Brassicaceae. Gene Ontology annotation, molecular function: nucleic acid binding; RNA-DNA hybrid ribonuclease activity. The record is from RefSeq and is a predicted model, not a curated record.
AUGACUAUCUCUCCGACCAGGCACUCUGACCGGCCAUCUCCACAAAGUCAGAAGACCCCUGGCUCAAACUCGAUUGAGAGAAUCCCCAUUGCUUCGAGGCUAGGCCCAGUUUCAACUGAGGUCAGAUUUGAAGAUGUUGAGUUUCAAACCGAUCCUGGGUCUCAAAGAGAUAGAUUACCAGCGAAAGACAGGAUUGGGAAAGCACUGGCAAGCCCAUUAUCAGCUGCUGCAGGGAAGAAAAGGAAACCGGGAAGACCCCCAGGACCCAGGAAAGUAGUCUCGAGUCCGGUCCCCAACCUUCCUUCAGGCUCACGCAAACGAAAACUUCAUGUGGAGAAGCCCCCAACAGGUCGGAAGAAACAAAAUUCGGAUGGAGAGAGGCCUAGGAAAACAGUCAAGCAAAGUAUGCAAAAAGGGAAGAACAUCAGGAAAGGAGCUUCUACAGGAACCCCGUCGUCUUCAGACAACGUUCCGAUCGUCAACAUGAUCCCACCCAGGAAACAAUUCUACUCGUCCUUUGUUCACGGAAGUACGGAUAAGAAUCAGAGGAAUCAUCUUUGGGAUGUUCUUGUGACAAAGGCGACUAUAAGAGAGGAUGCUUGGUUUAUUACAGGUGACUUUAACAACCUACUCUGUUCGGAGGAGAAGGAGGGGGGCCAGGAACGCCCGGAGGGUUCUUUCACAGAUAUGAGAACCUUUUUCUCGGAAGGUGAUUUGUUUGAUCUGCAACACUCAGGUGACCCACUAUCGUGGAGAGGACAACGAGGUGAUCACCUAGUGAGGUGUAGAUUGGACAGAGCUGCUGCUAAUACGCUUUGGGCAGAACGCUUCCCUACGGCUAGAUGCCAAUACCUUGAAGCUGAUCUUACCUCUGAUCAUAAACCUCUCCUAUCUUUCUUUGAUAAGGGUGGUCGAAGAAGGCGUGGAAACUUUAGAUACGAUCGCCGUUUGUGUAAGAAUGAAGAGGCACGGAAGAUGAUUUCGAAUGCUUGGCGUGGAGCAGGGCAGGCCUCUGUCAGAGACAAGCUGGCGUCUACCCGGAGUGCAAUCUCGGCCUGGAAUAAGACCCAACACAGAAACAGUCAAGAAGUAAUCCAGCAACAGAAAACGGCUCUCAAUGCUGCAUUGUCUAGCCCGGUGAACGAUAUUGAUUUGAUACAAGUCAUAGCUGCAAAGCUGAAUGCGGCUUACUCGGCGGAGGAGGAAUACUGGAGACAACGGAGCCGAGCAUUAUGGCUCAAGCUGGGAGACCGCAAUACCGGCUAUUUCCAUGCGACCACCAAGAACAGAAAGAGAAUAAAUGGGUUUUCGGUGAUAGAAAGGGAGGAUGGUCAAAUGGUACAUAAGGAGGAGGAGAUUGUCCAAGUGAUUGGGGAUUAUUUUCAAAAAAUGUUCUCAUCACUACCAGGGGAAAGAGAGGACAUUGUCAACCGGGCGCUUCAGCCACUUCUCACAGGCGAGGAGAAUGACUCGCUGAUAGCUGUUCCCACCUCAGGGGAAAUUCGCGAUGCUGCUUUCUCCAUUAAUGCUGAAAAAGCCCCGGGACCAGAUGGCUUCUCGGCGGGUUUUUUCCAUACUCAUUGGGAAGACGUAGGGCCGGAUAUAGUGAAGGAGGUACAAGGUUUCUUCAGGGGGGAACCACUACCGGAGCUCAUCAAUGAGACUAACAUCCGCCUCAUCCCAAAGAUUCCCAACCCACAGAAGGUCUCGGACUACCGCCCUAUUGCUUUAUGUAAUGUUUAUUACAAAAUCUUCUCCAAGCUACUCACACGUCGCCUCCAGCCCCUGUUGAGUAAGCUGAUUUCGGUAAAUCAAUCCGCCUUUGUCCCAGGAAGAGCUAUAGGGGACAACAUUCUGAUUACUCAUGAGGUGUUGCAUUACCUCAACACGUCGCAGGCUGAACAACGAUGUGCGAUGGCUGUCAAGACUGACAUGAGUAAGGCGUAUGACCGGCUCGAGUGGGAGUUUAUAUCGCUGGUCAUGGUUCGAUUGGGAUUCCACCAAGAUUUUGUCAAAUGUGUAAUGCAAUGUAUCUCAUCGGUUACAUACUCCUUCCUCAUUAACGGCUUGCCUAGAGGGAAGGUAGUACCGAGUAGGGGAAUCCGCCAAGGAGACCCCCUUUCUCCCUACAUAUUCAUAAUGUGUAGUGAGGUUCUCUCGGGAUUAUGUAACCAAGCAAAAGAGGAUGGUUCUCUGCAAGGGAUAAGAGUGGCAAGAGGCUGCCCUCGGAUUAAUCAUCUCCUCUUUGCUGAUGAUACUAUGUUCUUCCUUGAAACCACUCAAGGAAACUGCAGCGCACUUACUGACAUUCUUACCAAGUACGAGAGCGCGUCUGGCCAAACUAUUAGUAAGGAAAAAUCGGCUAUCACAUUUUCCCGACGUACCCCGGCAGCGAUUAAAGAAAUGGUCAAGGAAGAACUGCAAAUCCAAAAAGAGGGGGGAACCGGAAAAUAUCUUGGCUUACCGGAGCAAUUUGGUAGGAGGAAACAUGAUAUUUUUUCCUCCAUUGUGGACAGGAUAAAACAAAAGGCCCGGGGAUGGUCUAACAAGUUUCUCUCCUCAGCAGGUAAGAUGGUGAUGCUGCAAAGUGUACUUUCAGCAGCCCCUUCCUACUCCAUGUCCCACUUUGCUCUUCCUGUGUCUUUAUGCAAAAGAAUCCAGUCCACUGUGACGAGAUUCUGGUGGGAUAAUAAUGAACAUACCAGGAAAAUGGCGUGGGUUUCAUGGGAUUCUAUGGCCAAACCAAAAGCUCUGGGGGGACUUGGUUUCCGGGAUUUCCAAGUGUAUAAUGUUGCCCUCCUGGCUAAGCUGAGCUGGAGACUAGUUCAAAAUCCAGACUGCCUUCUGGGUCAAGUUCUUUUGGGAAAAUACUGCACUGAAAGCAAUGUCCUAACGGCCACAGGACCUUCUAACAUGUCCCAUGGAUGGCGGAGCGUGCUUGUCGGACGGGAUCUUCUGAUUAAAAAUUUGGGCUGGGUGGUUGGAAAUGGACAAGAUAUCAAGGUCUGGGAUGACCCUUGGCUGAGCUUCUCCAAACAGGUACGCCCAAUGGGACCACCGCAGGAGAGCACGGUUGAGUUAAGGGUUUCGGACCUCAUGUGCCCGGGGACCUGCGAGUGGGAUGCGACAAAAAUCCACAGUUGGCUGCCUAUGUAUGAAGAGACUAUUCGAUGUAUCAAGCCAAGCCAAUCUGGGGCUCUAGAUAGGAUUAUUUGGCUGGGUACAAAAUCAGGAGUUUACUCGGUGAAGUCUGGAUAUUAUAGUGCUGUGGACGAGGGUGACUUUACCCCUGCGGGACCGGCCAUCGCUUCUGUAAACUGGAAGCAGUCUGUGUGGCAACUGGCCUGUGCACCAAAGGUGAAGAUGUUUGCGUGGAAGCUACUCAAGGGCGCUCUGCCGGUGGGAGAAAGGCUGGUGGAAAGACAUGUCCCAGUUGAUCCAGCCUGUAAGCGAUGUGGUGAAGCUGAAUCUAUUAAUCAUCUGUUUUUCCAAUGUGCUUUUGCCAGGAAAGUGUGGCUUAAUGCGCCUUUCUCAACGGCUCCGGAUUUCAGUGGAUUACUAGAUUUAGCGGGGAUGUGGACGGAUCUUUGUUCCAUUACUUGCUUGCCUCCUUCGGGGAUCACUGCUGGGUCACUUGCGCCUUGGAUUUUAUGGAGUAUUUGGAAGGAGCGCAAUAAGUUCGUGUUUGAAGGUACCUCAGCCUCAGCAGAAAGUACGCUAUCAAAAGCAAUUGGAUUAGCCAGAGAAUGGAUUUGUGAACCGAAAAUGAAGCCAUCGCCGAGUGGUUUGGUUGAACCAAUCCACCAUCCCCCACCUCCUAACACGGUCACGAUCCGAUCUGAUGCUGCGUGGAAGGGUCAAGGGAACAGAGCGGGUGUGGGAUGUUUCCGUAUAGCCCCGUCAGGAACUAGAUCCAUUAGCUCCUGCAUUCCUUUUGUAGCUUCGACGAUCAUGGCGGAGGGUUUGGCUCUACUUGAAGCAGUGAAGAUGGGCAUCUGCGACAACUUGAAGGCGAUACGUUUUGAAUCUGAUUCCUCGCAACUGAUUAAAGCGGUUAACUCAGGGGACUGCAUACCUGAACUCUAUGGAGUGGUGUCGGAUAUCCUCUCCCUCAUCUCUGUGUUUGAUUUUGUUUCUUUCACUUGGAUUCCUCGUGAGUUUAAUAUCCAAGCAGACAGACUUGCUAAAGCUGCCUUGGCUGUAACCGAUCCGGUGGUGGUUGUAGGAGUGUUUAUUCCUCCCAACUAA